Molecule: messenger RNA, 1013 nt
Organism: Oryza sativa Japonica Group (Japanese rice)
Lineage: Eukaryota; Viridiplantae; Streptophyta; Magnoliopsida; Poales; Poaceae
Product: non-classical arabinogalactan protein 31
Cellular component (GO): cell periphery
Source: RefSeq, a predicted model, not a curated record
UCAUCUCUCGCUUCUUGUCUUCGCAACGUAUCCUAGUUAACCCAAGUGUUUAAUUCUGUCUGUAUACUAUACCAUAUCUUACCAGACUAGAUCUUGCUUAGCUAGCUAGCGAAUUAGUGUCGUCUUCUAGCUAGUUAUUACGUAUUCUUGUGUGGAUUACGUUGACUAAUUAAUGGCGAAUUCGAUCGCGAUGGCACUGUUGUUCGUCAAGUCGUUCGUUGUACUCUCGCUCGCCGCCGUGCUGCUCGCUCUCGACGGCGGCGGCGGCGCCUCCGCCAUGGGCCUGCCCCCGCCGCCGCCGACGGUGAACUUCAGCAUCGGCGUGCAGGGCAUGGUGUGGUGCAAGACCUGCAGGUACCCCGGCUACCUCGCCGCCAUGGACGCGUCCCCGCUCGCAGGAGCGGUGGCGUACCUGCGUUGCCGGCACGGGCACCGGCGGGUGGCGUCGAUCAGGGGGGUGGCCGGGAGCGGCGGCUACUUCCGGAUCGAGACGUCGCAGCUGACGUCGUUCACGAGCCAGGAGUGCAGGGUGUACGUGCCCCGGUCGCCGUCGCGCGCGUGCGCCGUCCCCGGCCACGGCAGGAGGGGCCUGCCGCUCAAGUUCGAGGAGUUCGUCAAGCGCGACAAUGGCCUCCAGGGCCUCUACUCCGUCGGCAACUUCGUCUUCUCCCCCAAAUACCCCAACAAGUGCUACUGAUCCAUUGAUCCAUGUUGGUGUGUUCGAUCGUCGUCGUCGCCAAGAUCAGAGACCGGGCCUGAAUAAAUCGAUCGGCUAGGCUAAUUAAUUCAUUGACUCGAUCUUGCAUGGGGAGAUGAAUUAGUUGCUGUGGUACGUAGUUAGUGCUGGUUUUGCAUUGGUUUACGAUGCUUAUAUGGUAGAGGAGUAUGGCUGUAAUAAUCAAGAUGUUAUGCAAUUGAGACAGCUUGUAUGUUUAUUUCGCUAUCGUUUAAUUUUCUCUGUAACCUUGUUCUUCCUAUCACGUAAAAUUACCUCAGUGAAUCCGUUAAUUUCU